Messenger RNA from Python bivittatus (Burmese python), 1333 nucleotides. The record is from RefSeq and is a predicted model, not a curated record. Lineage: Eukaryota; Metazoa; Chordata; Lepidosauria; Squamata; Pythonidae.
AUGACGUUCCGAAGUAGGGACCAGAACAAGAAAUGUACCCUGGAUGCUUCCUUUGAUUUCCCACCAGGAACUUCUGCAGGGAUGGUCAAAAAAGUCAAGAUGCUUCUGGCGCAUCAAGGCUGCGAGAACGGGCAGGUCACUUCGUCUGGAAACUGCUGCACCCUCUGCCUCCCGGGCUUUGGGGCACGCGUGCCCUGCGGUAGCACCAACACUGUAUGUGAGCCCUGCCAAGAAAGUGUGACGUUCUCCUCCACGGCCAGUGCCACUGACCCUUGCCAGCCUUGCUCCUCGUGCCCGAGCCAUCUUCCCCUGCUGGGUUCUUGCACUCCGGCCCGUGACACUCUCUGUGCCACCAGCUGUCCCCGCGGGCAUUACCUUGCCCCAGGAAACGGGAGCCAGCCUCAGGGGCCCUGUGUGCCUUGCCAAACGUGCCAAGAAGGCUUUGGAGCUAUAAAGGCGUGCGGGCCCAGCACGGACACGGCCUGCCAAGAGUGCCCAGAUGGCUAUUAUUCGGAGGUGAAGAGCUCUUCCGAACCGUGCCUUCUCUGCCGACAGGAAUGUGGCAAGAAUGAAGUCAUGAUCCAGCCGUGCACCCCACUAUCAGACACUCUCUGCAUGGAUAAAGAGCUGCAGAUCCUGAAGCGCACCGAGGGGGGCGAUUCCCCCAAUUCGUCCUCCGAGUUUGUUCCCCCGCUGGUGGACGGCCAGCAGAACAACAUCAUCCCGGUCUACUGCUCCAUCCUGGCGGCCGUGGUGGUGGGACUCCUCGCCUACGUGGCUUUCAAAUGCUGGACCACUUGCAAGCAGAAACACCAGCUCGCCAAAGCCCGGAUGGGGGAGGUGGGCUCGUCCCCGGAAGGGGAGAAGCUUCACGGAGACAGCGGCGUCUUCCUCGACACCCACAGCCUCCAGGAACACCACCCGCUCAACAAGGGACCCAAAGCCGACCCCCAGCUGUACAGCAGCCUCCCCCACCCCAAGCAGGAAGACGUGGAGCAGAUGCUGGAAACACCCACCCCCCACGGCAAAGACUGGCGCAGCCUGGCCAACCACCUGGGCUACGAGGAAGAAACCAUCGAGACCUUUGACCGGGGAGAAGCCCCUGCCCACACGCUGCUCUCCGAUUGGUCAGCCCGGGAGGGGGCCACCCUGGAGGUCCUGUGCACGGCACUGGCCGCCAUCGAGAGGGGGGACGUGGUGGACCGUUUGAACGUCCCCGUCGAGGUCAGCUCUGUGGUGUGAAGGACGCGCUCUGCAGCCGAUGGACCUGCAACGAUUAUUUUUGUCAAUCUGGGUUUUCCUUAAAAAUAAAACAAAAUUUUAAAAAGCAGGG